This is a messenger RNA of Bactrocera oleae (olive fruit fly), 738 nucleotides long. It is a transcript of the gene mRpS18C, whose product is annotated as mitochondrial ribosomal protein S18C. The record is from RefSeq and is a predicted model, not a curated record. Gene Ontology annotation, molecular function: structural constituent of ribosome; small ribosomal subunit rRNA binding. Gene Ontology annotation, biological process: mitochondrial translation. NCBI's taxonomy places the organism in Eukaryota, Metazoa, Arthropoda, Insecta, Diptera, Tephritidae. Gene Ontology annotation, cellular component: ribosome; mitochondrial small ribosomal subunit.
ACAGAAACAAAAACUCAAAUCAGAGAACGUAUAUUAUAAUAUAGUGCCAUAAUAUACGUUCUCUGCUCAAAUGGUUAUUACGAAAAAAAUAAAUCUUAAAGGAUAGAUCUGGUAAGCCUAAACAAACAGCUGAUUUAUUAAAUUAAAAUUCAGCACACACCACACAGUUCGCGUAAUACAGAUAUUUAUGAAUAAAGUGCUUUAGCAAAGCCAAAAAAUGUUACAAUUUGCUAGAAUUGCUAUAAGAAGUGUUGCUGUCAACCACCGGACGGCCGUAACCCCACUUUUAAACAUUUCAAUAACUCGGCGAAAUUUUAGUGCACCUGUGGAAAAUAAAGAUGAACCCAUUGAUAUACCUAACCCAUUCGAAAAAGAGCGCCGUAUAUGCAUUCUUUGCAAACACAAUAUAGUUCCAGAUUAUAAAAAUGUUAAACUACUAUCCCAGUUCCAGUCACCUUACACAGGUCGUAUAUAUGGUCGGCAUAUUACUGGCUUGUGUAAACAAAAACAAGAACAAGUAGAGAAAGCAAUUAUUCGUGCACAAAAUUGCGCUAUGAUGCCGACGUACCACAAGGAAAUGGACUUUAUGCAAGAUCCGCGUUUGUUUGAUCCUGAAAAACCGAUACGCCCCCAUAAAUACUAAAUGACGUAAAGCAAUUCUUAGGUAUUUAAUUUUAAAAGUUUUAAUUUUCGCUAACCGCAUUAGGAAAUAAACAUCUUGUUAAUUCUGAAAAUGUG